GCCACGUUGCAGCAACUACGGACCAAAGCUAUCCAUGGACCUGCUCGCUCCCUGCAGUUCAUGCACUUCUCUCUACCGGCAACCGUCGCUUCACCGGCAAAUUACGUCGCCAAAGACCAGCACUCGUAGCUUAAACUCCUUAAAAUGCCGUCGCAUAACAGCAUCUUCGGAGCUCCAGACUCCGGUCGGCGUGACCAGUAAUUCUGGUAACUACUCUUCCUCGAUUCCGACUCACAAAGUCACCGUUCACGAUAGACAACGCGGUGUCGUUCACGAAUUCGUUGUCCCCGAGGACCAGUACAUAUUGCACACAGCGGAAGCUCAAAAUAUCUAUCUUCCUUUCGCUUGCAGGCACGGUUGUUGCACUAGUUGCGCUGUACGUAUAAAAUCUGGACAAAUUAGUCAGCCUGAAGCAUUGGGGAUAUCUGCUGAAUUGAAAUCAAAGGGGUAUGCACUUCUUUGUGUGGGUUUCCCCUCCUCUGAUGUCGAAGUAGAAACACAGGAUGAGGAUGAGGUAUAUUGGCUUCAAUUUGGAAGAUAUUUUGCCCGGGGACCAAUUGAAAGGGAUGACUAUGCAUUGGAGCUAGCUCUCGGUUGUUGCACUAGUUGCGCUGUACGUAUAAAAUCUGGACAAAUUAGUCAGCCUGAAGCAUUGGGGAUAUCUGCUGAAUUGAAAUCAAAGGGGUAUGCACUUCUUUGUGUGGGUUUCCCCUCCUCUGAUGUCGAAGUAGAAACACAGGAUGAGGAUGAGGUAUAUUGGCUUCAAUUUGGAAGAUAUUUUGCCCGGGGACCAAUUGAAAGGGAUGACUAUGCAUUGGAGCUAGCUCUCGGUGAUGAAUGAGCCAUAUAAAAUGCCAAGUAGAUGUUGAGAAUUUACUGAGAAAGGCUUGCGGAUUCACUUUUCUGCCGUCUAUUUCUUUUUUUAUAUUUGAGCUUAGACUUCUUACUCUUUGUUUUAGCCUUCUUAUGUAUAAUGUAUUACAUGGUAAACAUUCCUAGUUGUGUAUGGUUGGUUAAUUGUCUGCUUAUUGCUGGGGAAGACCUAUAAGUGACUGAUAAUGUUUAUUUGCCAUCCAGCUUAUCAAUGAUAUUGUUAUGAUCAGGAAUUUUGAACGUGUAA
Pistacia vera is the source of this 1120-nucleotide messenger RNA. Its product is annotated as ferredoxin C 2, chloroplastic. Gene Ontology annotation, molecular function: iron-sulfur cluster binding. NCBI's taxonomy places the organism in Eukaryota, Viridiplantae, Streptophyta, Magnoliopsida, Sapindales, Anacardiaceae. The record is from RefSeq and is a predicted model, not a curated record. The transcript is spliced from 10 exons. The coding region runs from base 35 to 841 and encodes 268 amino acids.